GCCGUUUUUGCCGGAGGUUUUUAGAGUCGGCCAGUGGAGACCUGACGAACGACACAAAAGGGUCAACUCGGUGACUGGAACUCUUCUGCAAGAACCUCCUCGCCGUGGUUCUCUUCACGUGACAGCGAUGAUGCACCAUCAUCAUCAUCAUCAGCACCACCAUCACCGCCAUCACCAUCAUCUGCUGAGGCUGCUGAUGGUGAUGCUGAUGGUGGUUCUCAUGGCCAGAGAUAUCGUCGGCUCGUUUCAACUACGAGGGCUGGUGGAUGAGGAGGUGGAGGUGCAGGAUGAGGCGCAGGAGGAGAUGGGGCAUCGGAGUCCCAGGGAGGCGGGCGGGCGUCUCCUGCGCUCCGCGCUGCGCGAGGCGAUGGAGACGGUCAACGGUGCCUACAAAUACUCACGCGAUAGAGUGAAGGACCGCCUGGCCUCCCGUGGCGCGUCCCCCGCGGACCUGCUGGCCUUCUUCAAACAGCCGGCGGGCGCCACUCGCACCGCCGUGAGAUCCGCCGAGACCCUCGACGUCGCCUUGGCUCUCCUCCUGCCUCGCCGCGCCAAGAGGGACCUCAACGACACCGACUUCCUGAGUCCUCAGGACCUGGCCACGAUCGCGCGCGUCACGGGCUGUGGCGCUCAGCUCCAGACGCCGCUCUGCUCCUCCGACUGCUUCAGCGACAAAUACCAGGCGCACAACUCGGAGUGCAACAACAGAGCAAACCCGCGUCUGGGCGCUGCCAACGUGGCCCUUGUACGGUGGCUUCCGGCCGAGUACGAUGACAAUGCCUCGUUGCCACGUGGCUGGGACGAGGCGAAGCUUCACAACGGAUUCGCUCUGCCUUCGGUGCGCGUGGUGUCCAACGAGAUCGUGCGCCUUGCGGCGGGCGCCGCGUCGUCCCGGGACGACGUCGCCUCGCUGUCCAGCGCCUUCGUGCAGUGGGGUCAGUGGACGGCUCAUGACACCGACCUGACCCCGCAGAGCCCCAGCCUGCGCUCCUUCGCCGGGGGCCUCGACUGCGACUCCUCCUGCGACAGACGAGAACCCUGCUUCCCCAUACAGGUCCCAGCCAACGACACGCGCAUCAACCGCACCGCCUCGGCGUGCAUCCCUUUCUUCCGCUCGUCGCCCGCGUGCGGCACGGGCGACCGGGCGGCCGUCUUUGGCCUGCCCGCGGCCGGCGGCCCCCGCCCUCGUGAGCAGCUCAACGCCAUCACGGCCUUCGUGGACGCCGGCCAGGUGUACGGCAGCGGCCGCGCGGUGGCCGCGGGGCUGCGAGGGGCGGGCGGGGAGCUGCGGGUGAACGGCGACUACACGGACGGAGGGCGCGGCCUGCCGCCCUUCGCGGAGGGCGUGGGCGCCAGCGCUUGCGCGCUGAACCGCGACGGGUCGCCCGUCGUGCCGUGCUUCCUCGCCGGCGAGGUGCGCGCGAACGAGAACAACGGCCUCAUCGCGUUCCACGCCGUGUUCCUGCGCGAGCACAACCGGGUGGCACGUGCCCUGCGGGAACUCAACCCACACUGGGGGGGCGAGUCCGUGUACCAGGAGACACGCAGGAUACUCGCAGCCUACAUGCAGAUCAUCACGUGGCGGGACUACGUGCCCCGGGUGAUCGGGCCGGCCGCGGCCAACGCCACCCUGGGGCCGUACUCCGGCUACGACCCCAGCGCCGACCCCCGCAUCGCCAACGUCCACGCGACCGCCGCCUUCCGCUUCGGCCACGUCACCGUGCAGCCAGUGCUUCAGCGGCUCGGCGACAACUACCGGGAGCACCCCCGCUACCCCAACCUGGCCCUGCACCGGGCCUUCCUGUCGCCCUGGAGGAUCGUCGAGGAAGGCGGAGUGGACCCGGUCCUGCGGGGUCUCAUCGGCAGUCCGGCCAAGCAGAACGCCCUCUACGAGAUGAUGCCCGACGAGCUGAGGGAGAAGCUCUUCGCUAUGACGCGUCAACUGGCGCUCGACCUCGCCUCGCUCAACCUGCAGCGCGGGCGAGACCACGGACUGCCUGGCUACAACUCUUGGCGCAGCUUCUGCGGGCUCCCCGCGCUGCGGACUCAGGCUGAGCUGGCGACGGCGUGGAACAGCAGCGACGUAGCGGGCCGAGUGCUCGCGCUGUACGGCAGCGCCGACAGCGUAGAUGUGUGGCUGGCGGGACUCCUCGAGGUGCCGGUCGAGGGCGGCCGAGUGGGGCCGCUGUUCUCCUGCCUCCUGGCGCGACAGUUCGCGCUCAUACGCAACGGAGACCGGUUUUGGCACGAGCGCGAGGGCCUCUUCACAGCGGCGCAACUCACCGAGCUGCGCAACGUCAGCCUCUCGCGCCUCAUCUGCGGCAACAGCGGCGUCCGGGAGGUGCCCUGGGACGCCUUCCGCUACCGGCCCUACCCCGAGGGGUUCGUGCACUGCGACGAGCUGCCCCCUAUCAACCUCCUGCCGUGGAAGGAGGAGACGCAGAACACUCCGUGCGGUCCGGUGCCCUCCGUGCCCAACUCGCACUUUUCCAUGUGUGGUGGUGCCGGUGUUGGCGGUGGUGGUGGCGGUGUCACCACCGCGCUGUUGGUGCGCUACGAGUGCCUCGACGGCUUCCACAUCGCCGGGGCGGACACCAUCAGCUGUGUGGACAACUCCUGGGGUGACGCGCCCAGAUGUCGUGCGGCUGAUCCGUGCUCGGGGUCCCCGCCGCCCUGUGCCUCCGAGCCCAACUCGGUCUGCGAGCCGCCGGCUCCCGGCGACGCUGCCUCCGGGAGCCACCGCUGCGUCUGCCUUGCCGGGUUCCAGCCCGGAGCGCAGGGACGGGGAUGCGUCGUGACCCCCGAUGGCUCACGUGGUCUCCUCGUCAGCACCGUGGUCAUCAGUGCCCUGGCGCUCGCAGCCAUCUUGGCCCUGGGCAUCGCCAUCUGCACUUACCUCAAGCGCAUGCAGAGGAAUCUGCUGGUCAAAGACGCGGCUGUUUACGGCAACAAAUACGCCACCACAUGAUCCCCCAUCGCUCGCUCGAUGUCUCGCUCAGUCGCUUGAUUGAUCGGUCGCUCGUUCAAUCGGUCGCUCGAUCGCUCGUUCAAUCGGUCGCUUGAUUGAUCGGUCGCUCGCUCGAUCGAUCGCUCGAUCGCUUGUUUGAUCGCUCAGUCGCUUGAUUGAUCGGUCGCUCGGUCGCUCGAUCGCUCGUUCAAUCGGCCGCUUGAUUGAUCGGUCGCUCGCUCGAUCGAUCGCUCGAUCGCUUGUUUGAUCGCUCAGUCGCUUGAUUGAUCGGUCGCUCGGUCGCUCGAUCGCUCGUUCAAUCGGCCGCUUGAUUGAUCGGUCGGUCGCUCGAUCGAUCGAUCGAUCGCUCGAUCGCUUGUUUGAUCGCUCGGUCGCUCGAUCGAUCGAUCAAUCGGCCGCUCGAUUGAUCGCUGGCUCGAUCGACGUGACUGAGAUGACUGACUUUGCGAUGUGGGGUGAGACGCAGAGGGUUAAUGAUAAGGGUGAGUUAUUUUGAGUUUGUACCACGACAGAUCACUCUGUAUGGAAGUCGAAAGGAGCACGUGUAUUUUUUUGUAUAGUUGUAUAAAAUAAUAUAAAUGUAUAAACCUGAUUGUUUUAAAAAUAAAGAAAUAAAU
Molecule: messenger RNA, 3585 nt
Organism: Petromyzon marinus (sea lamprey)
Lineage: Eukaryota; Metazoa; Chordata; Hyperoartia; Petromyzontiformes; Petromyzontidae
Source: RefSeq, a predicted model, not a curated record